Gymnodraco acuticeps is the source of this 2999-nucleotide messenger RNA. It is a transcript of the gene susd1, whose product is annotated as sushi domain containing 1. Gene Ontology annotation, molecular function: calcium ion binding. Lineage: Eukaryota; Metazoa; Chordata; Actinopteri; Perciformes; Bathydraconidae. The record is from RefSeq and is a predicted model, not a curated record.
CUAAGUGUCAGAGGAAGACAGAUUAAAACCAGCAGCUGCAAGAAAACCAUUGAGAAAAAAUGUGUUUGUUUUCCUCUCACGACGACCUCGACUCACCCACUCAGAUCCUGCAUAUCUGAUCCACUCAUGACGGAAGUGAAGAAUGAGAAGAGGAGAAUAUUAGGAUGAGGAGCGUCUUGUGAAGAGUAGAGACUCUCAGAGAGGAUGGAGGACAGAAACACAGCCAUGAUCGUGUUGCUCCUGCUCUGCGUCACGGCAGAGAUGCAGGUAGACGGCCUCUCUCGGGAUGUGUGUGCUAGCUGCCAUGCUAAAGCUACAUGUGACGACAAAUCAGACGGAUCUGGAAAAGUCUGUAACUGCAAGUACGGGUUCGUUGGCAAUGGGAUACGUUUCUGUCAAGAUAAAGACGAGUGUCAGAUCGGAGCCAGUAAGAUCUGCGGGCUUCACACCGACUGCCACAACACGCAAGGCAGCUACUUCUGCACCUGCCUGAGCGGAUUCACCCCGUCCAACAACAUGAACCUCUUCACCCCCAACGACAGGACGCACUGCCAGGUGGUAGACUGCGGUCAUCCGGAGGCAGCGGAGGACACGGUGCUGCUGUCGGUGUCAGGGACGACGUACGGCAGUGCGGCCAUGUUUGUUUGUGAGGAGGGCUUCGUGUGGAGGAGAGGAAACAACAGAUCUGUGUGUGAAGAUGACGGCCUGUGGAGAGGAGGCAACAUGAGCUGUGAAGAUAUUGAUGAGUGCACGGUCACAGGCCUUUGUGGAGAGGGGGGGCAGUGCAGGAAUCUGGAGGGAAGCUUUGAGUGCAGCUGCAUUCUGGGAUAUAAAGUCCAAAACGGAGCCGAGCCCUUCCACCCUCCCAGAGACAAAGCUUCCUGCAAAGUGGUAGACUGCGGUCGUCCGGAGGCAGCGGAGGACACGGUGCUGCUGUCGGUGUCAGGGACGACGUACGGCAGUGCGGCCAUGUUUGUUUGUGAGGAGGGCUUCGUGUGGAGGAGAGGAAACAACAGAUCUGUGUGUGAAGAUGACGGCCUGUGGAGAGGAGGCAACAUGAGCUGUGAAGAGGUGAACUGUGGCCCCCCCCCAGCCGCCCCUCACUCUCUCAGGCUGUGGGACCUGAGCUCCAGGCCGGGCUCCAGGGCGAUUUAUCAGUGUAACUCUGGAUAUCAUAAUGUGGGGAAAGGAAAUGUGUCGAAGUGUAACGCUGCAGGAGAAUGGGAGGGACCGCCGCUGCUCUGCAAAGAGAUUUUGUGUGGAAGCCCUCCCAUAAUUGAGUUCACUGUGCAGUUGUGGGACGGAAGCUCAGCCCCGAGCAGCCGAGUGCUGUUUGUCUGCGGAGAGGGCUUUAAAAACACAGGAGGAGAUGAUUCAUCCAUCUGUGGUGAACACGGUCAGUGGAGCAGCCCCACUCUCACCUGCCAAGAGGUGGAGUGUGGAGUCCCUGCUCAGAUCCCUCACUCUGAGAUGCUGUGGGAUAAAAGCUCCUCAGUGGGAUCUCUGGUGGUUUAUCAGUGUGUCUCUGGAUAUGGAAAUGUUGGAGAGGAAAAUGCGUCUGUGUGUACGGCCAGAGGAGAGUGGGAGGGAGCCUCUCUGCAAUGUGAAGAGAUCAGGUGUGGAGAGCCUGUUCUUAAAGCCCACGCUGCAAUGCUUUGGGACGGAUCCUCUCAGGUUGGCAGUGUCGUGAGUUACAGAUGUGAGGAGGGGUUUCAUAGCAGGGGGCUCGGAAACUCCUCCCUGUGUGGAGAGGAGGGGGAGUGGGAGGACCCUGACCUGUGGUGUGAAGAAAUAAGCUGUGGUGCCCCCCCCACCCUCCCCCACACUCACCUGCUGUGGGACGGCAGCCAAUCGCUGGGCAGCGUUCGGCUGUACGGGUGCAAGGAGGGAUUUGACCAGGAGGGGGGGAAUAAUAUGUCCACGUGUUUACUGUCAGGAGAGUGGGGGGAAGUUUCUAUGAAGUGCAAAGCUAAGUGUGGCCCGGCUCCCGUCCUGCAUCACUCGGAGGUGGUUUGGCACAACCGGAGCGUUGUGGUGCACAGAUGUGAGGAGGGAUACCACAGCUGGAGAGGAAGCAACGUCUCUGAGUGUGAGUCCUCUGGAGAGUGGAGGAGCGCUACACUCUCAUGCAUAGAAUUAAAGCCACCUGUAAAUCAUCUUCGUGUCCUCAAUGAGAAAUGUGUGCAGUGGAGAGCAGAGAAGUACGAGGAGGACACAGAAACAUACAAGGUGACGUACACGGGAUCCAGAGACUACCAGAGGUCCUUUCAAGAUAAGAGGAAGCGUUUUCUGAGCUCUAACGCCGACGAGCUGCAGCUCUGUUUAAAUCUACUUCCUGUCACAAACUACAGCAUCUCCAUCACUGCAGCCUCCUCCAGGUUCACCGCCUCCAUCACCACCAACACCAGCCUAACAGUGCCUCCAGCACUAGCUGUGGACUACAGAGAGUUUGAGACUCCUGUACCGACUCUGAGGCUCCGCAGAUCUCCAAACACACUCGACCCAAUCAGUGUGUUUCAGGUGUUUGUGCUUCCUGUGGACGGGAACAUAAUGUUUGACUGUUCCUCUCCUGCGAGCUCAGACCCCAAAUCAAAAUCCUCUGCAGAGUACAUCACGGGACAGUUUGAUGUCCAACAUGUCAGGACGGAGAUGAACUUCACUGUCGGGGACGGACUCCUCUACGGAGGCUUCUUUAACGCACCGCUGCAGAACGGCAGGAGUUAUUACAUCAUAUUAAGAGCUGUCAGUCAGUGGAAAUCAGCUUUUAAAAGUUCCUGUGUCGUGUGGGCUAAAGUGACAGGUACCUCGUAUGUCCUGAGGGUUUCCUCUCUGUCGGCUGUUGCAGCUGUAGGACUGGUCGCCUUUGUUAUUAUCGGUGGAUACAGUUUCUGCUGGUUUUUCAAGAGGACAUGACACUCGCUGAUGUCCUGUCAUUUUUCAUUUUAAUAUUUAUGUACAUUUCGCAAAUAAUUGUAAUAAAGUUUUUUUCACCUCAUAAA